AUGGGUGCAAUAAUACAACAUAUAUUCUUGCAAGAAGAUAAAGAUGAAGAUGAAAGUAUUCUCUUGACAAUUUUAGGAAAUCCAGAUUUGGCUAUCCAUAAUUCAACAAGAUUAAAUGUAAUAAAUACUUGUCUUAAAAAUCAAGGACUUGAUUCUAUGAUGUCAACAUUAUGUUGUGAUGUUAUUCAAACAUUAUUUGCAACAACAUUUGAAUUAUCAGAUUUAACAAAUUACUUUAGAUUUGCAGCUGGAGCUAUAACUAAUCUUGGAACAGAACCAUUACAAAAAAUAACUACAAUUGCUUUUCUUAAAGAAUUUGUUGAAGGAUUCUGGAAUGAAUGUAUUCAAGACCACAAUUAUCAUGAACCAAUAAUCUCCAAUCUAAUUGGUAUAGAUUUUGAUGGAACAGCUUUAAUUAGAGAAAUUAAUAAUUUUAUGAGCAUACCAAAUCCAUUAAUCCACUCAUUAAAAAUAUAUUUUCUAAGAAUUUUACAUAAUCGGCACAAUCUUUCACUCAAUGAUUUAAAACAAUUUUGUAAUAGGCUAAAUAAUACAUUUCCAUGGCUUGCAAGCAUUGUAUGGGAAGACCAUUCUCAAAAUAGACUUCCAUUUAAUCCUUACUGGGCCUUAGAUAUGUAUGCAGAAGCUGAUAAAGGAUUUUCUAGUUUAUAUUCACUUAAAAAUAAAGCACCAAUUAAGACCUUCCUACAAUCUGUAGAAAAAAAUGAGUCAAUAGGACAUAGAAUUGCAUUUGGUGGUGUAGUUGUACAACGUAUACAUUUAGUUCAUGCAUCAGAUGAAUGGACUCUUGAUUAUGAUAAUGCCAGUGAAGAUCUUAAAACUGAAAUUAAUGGAAUGAUGAUGCUUACACCACUUUAUAGACAAGUAAUUGACAAUAUUCUACAAAAUAAACAGCCAUUACUUCAAUUAAAUACCAGGGAAACAAAUGAAACUUUGUUAAUUAAAUCUGUAAUUGGACAUAUUGUAAUCUUACAUUCAUCAAUUCCUGCAGACUCAUCACCAUUAACUGUUUAUCUAAAUAAUAUACAAAAUUGUCAUAUGUAUUAUAUUUUAACAGUACAAACUGAACAAUUAAAAUUAACAAGAUAUUUAUGUCAGUGUGGUUAUAAAUAUUUUAUAGUAAACUGUGGUCAAGCAAUAGAAGCAAAUAAAUGUCCACAGUGUAAAAGCAAUACAAUUGAAGGUGCAAGUCAAAAUGUAACAGUUAUGGAUGAAUCUAAUAAUGUUGACUAUUCAGUUCGUACUAUGCCACCAAAUGCGUAUCGCAUCUUACAUUUAAUUGUUCAUGCAUUGAUUGGUUCUUCAAAUAGUGCUAAAGAUUUCUUAAAACAAAUUGCCAGUAAUAUUGAAGAAUAUUGCUUUAGACAUAUACAGAAUGACUGGAAAGUACUUAAAAAUAUUUUCAAUUGCAAUGAUGAAAAUUUAGCAUUGCUAUUACAUUCAAUUCUAACAGAAAUGUCAAAAAAACUUUUUACUGGUGGUCCAUUAAUAAUUACAACCCCUGCUCAACAGGAUGAAUGGGAAUUACAAUUUACUAAAGAUUAUGUUGAGCCACAAACAAAAAGCUUUAAUGAAUCUGUUACAAAUUUCCAUAGAAAAUUAGAUGCAGGAUUAAAAAGAGCUAAUGGAAAUGCUAAUAUAAUUGAAUCGGAAAUUAAUCAGACUAUAGAUAUGGAUAAUAACUAUAAAGUUGAAUAUUUACCAAAUCUUUGGAGAACAAUAGGAACAAUAAGCUUUGAAAGUUUUAGAGCAUAUUACCUUGCUGAUCAAAUCAAUAACAAUAAAACAUAUCCAUUUCUUUCAAUAUUUUUUAAACACUCUGAAAAAUUAUCACAGGUUAAACAUCUUUUUCCCAUUAUUAAAUUUGCUGAGAUAUUGGCAUCAAGACUUGUGUAUAGAAUCAAUAGAAAAGAUACUCAUAAUAAAUCAUUCCAAGAAUUUAUAAAUGAUGAAUCAAAUGGAGGAAUAGUUAGAGAGACACAUGAAACAUUAAUUAAGACAUUUGAUGAGUUUUCAGAGGCAUGGAAUGCAGUGCGUGAUCAAGUCAAAAGAUAUCAGAUUCAUGAAUUUAAAUCAGUUAUUCCUAGUUUGUCUUUAGAUAGCCCAAUUGUUUUUGCAAUAGUCGAAGAAAAAGAUACAGGGAUAUUUAUUUGUGCAAUUAUAAAUUACCUUGUGACAUUACAAAAUAAUUUCUUGCAAGAAAUCACAAAAAUUCCAAAUGGAUCUUGUAAAUCAUUAAAAUUUUUAGAAAAACCACCUCAAGUUGAUGUGGGAUCAACAUCCAGUGAUGAUAGUAGUAGUAGUUCAACAACAGCUCAAGCCAAUAAUCCACAAGUAUCUAAUCAAUAUUAUAUACAAUCAUCAAGAGCAAGCCAAUUAAGAAAAUCAAAUGUAAUUGAUUAUGAGUGGGAUGAAGAUAUUCUUCAAUAUAGUCAAAGAAUCCUUACUAUUGGACAUGGAGAUGAUGUUAUUUAUGACUUGAAAAAGAUUGAACUUGAACUUGCAUAUUGGCUGGGUUUUGAUAAAGCAUAUAUUGAAACUGUACAAGAUUCACAAUUAUAUUUAGAACCAUUUUCAUACCAUAUGGAAUUGUUCCAAGGAUAUUCGAGAAUUCUCAGUGACAUUAAAAAUAUAAUUCCACAAGAACCUAUUCCUACUGAAAAAUUAUCAUUGAUUAGAGGAGAAGUGGGAAACAUAAAUAAUAAUAUAUUUGUAUCAUCACCACAAUAUACAAAUAAUUAUAGUUUGGAUGAUGCAAAUAACAUUUUAUCAUCACUGGAGGUGCUUUUAUGUUUUAUUAAGCACAAUGCAAUAGGGCAGGAGGACAUGUUAAUACAAGAUUAUGUGAAACAAUGGAUGAAAUUGUCAUUAUUGAUGAUGAAACCUGCAUUUGCAAAUUUAUUAAAUGCAGAUCUAUCCUUAAAACAUAUAGUAGCAUUGUAUGAAUUUGUAGAAGAACAGCGAUUACCUAAAGAGAGAAAAUUCCAAGAAACAAUUUGGUAUCUUACUCAAAUAUCUAAUUAUAAAGAAGGGUUGAAAAAUUUGGAACAAGUCAUUAAAAUUUUUCAAGAUUCACAUGAUAAAGAAAACCAAAUUGGAAUUAUUUAUAACAGUUUGAAUGAAGGGAAAUUGUCAUUAGGUGUUUUAAUAAGUUUCUUUAAUAAAUUCAAUACAGAAUUUAAAAUUAGUAAUGAAUGUUGGAAUUUAAUCAAAGAAUUAUCAGAAGCAGGCACAUUUGUAACAUUUCUCAAAUCAAUUGAAGGACAUGAUAUUAAAAAUUUAAUCAAUAGUGUAGAUGACCACCCAGAUGAACAACUUAUCCAGGAAGACACUGUUUCAUCAUUAAUUGAAGUGAAAAAAUUUUUAAUACCACUGUUGGAUGUUGCCAAAAAGAGAUCAGUGAAAGAGUUUGUUGAAGAAAUUGGAAAGGUUAUUGUAAAAAAUCCAAAGCUAACCAAUAAUAUUGUUUUGUGUAAUAAUAAUUGUAUGGCCUUAGAAAAUAUGUAUAAAAAUAUUGAUCAAAAAAAUGAAGUAACUAAGGAGAAAAUCAAAAAUGCUGUGAUGAAAGGAUCUUAUACUUUUAAAAGAGAUGCUAACGGAGAUAAAUGUAAUGCAUUAAUGACAUACACAUCUGACAAAGUUCAAAAAUCAUCUUACACCUUUAAUGAUCUUCAAGAUUUACGUGGCCAUGCAUUAUUGAUUGCAAAACCAACUGUGGUAAACCUUAAUCUAUCAGUUGAGAAUGUAUUGGAAGAUGAUCAAAAUAUUAAAAAUUCCAUGGAUGUGUUUGUUGAACAAGUUGAUGUGGCUCAGGAUAUAAUAAAUUUUUCAUCAAAACUUGUACAAAUUGGACAUUUUGAAUUCAGGAAAUUUGAUGUGACUGUAAAGGGAACAGAUAAAAUGAAAGAAUUAUUAAAACAAUGUAAAGAAAAAUUAAGAGAAUGGGAGGAUAUCAUGAACAAAGCACAAGAAAAUCAUUACUAUUUAACAUUUUUCCCUGGCCGACACAUCCUUACAUUCUAUGAUUAUUUUUCAAAUGUCAACAAUCCUAAUGUGAUUGAAGAAUGUCAAAUACUUAUUCGAUUUGUAAAUAGAAGAGCUGAAUUACCUUCUGAUAAAAAGAUCAUGGGGAUUUCUUCUAAAAAGAAUAAUUACUAUGAUAUCCUCUGUGAAAUUGGUAAAAAAUUACAACUUAUUUUUGAAAAACUUCCUAAAAAAAUUCGUCAGGUCAAAAAUAUAGAUGAUUGUGUAAUAUCAGAUGUUGUACUUAAUGGCAAAUUAUUUGUGGCAGCUUGUGAUGAGGAAUUACAUGUUCCAAAUAUCAUUAUGUCAUUAUAUGCUAAUCACAGAUCAUGCCCUGAACCAUGGCAACUUUUAAUAUGCACACCUUUAACAACCUCAGAAGAAUUAACAAAUUUUAUUAAGCGUUGUUUUUUUGCAGCAAAUAAUGGGCAUAAAGAUCAUUUGUUUUGCAUAGCAAAUUUAGAAUUAUUAGAUUUUGAAUUACAAUAUAACUUGGUUAAAUUUAUCAGAUUGAUGUGUAAACAUGAGAAAAAUUAUUUGUUGGCAUUGAUUUGUUGUCGUGAGCCUGGAAUACAUCAUCACAUUUUAGAUCAAUUUUCACAAGAUGUAUGUGUAACUAAUGGGCUGAAUACUGAAUCAAUGAAAACAAUAUUCCAUGAUUUGUGUCCAAAUGUGACUUCUUUAUCUUCAGAUCUUUCUGGGCAAGGAAAAACAGAAUGGAUUAAACAAGACAGUUUUGAAAAAGGAAAAGUUACUUGUAGUCUUUUAAUUAGUGAUGGUUUAAAUUUUAGUAAGCUUGUUAGUCAGCUUAAAGAAUGUAAAUUACGAAAAGUAGAAAGUUUACACUUGAACAUAGUUUCAGCUGAAAAUCCUAGUGAAGUAAACAUGUUUCUUUUUGAAUUAUUAAUUUUAGGAAUAGUUUCUAAUAGUGUAGAUAUAGCUAUUUUACCUGCAACUGAAAUUUAUAUUGAGGUAUCUUCAACAACUGAACAAAAAUUAUUAAACUCUAUGCCAAUUACUAGUUAUUUGAGAAGGAAACAUUUGUCAUGGGAUACCAAUAACCUUGUAAUAUCUCAAGAGAUCAACAGUCCAAUUCAAAUAGUAUGUCAUUAUUUAAAUGCAUUUGAUCGUAAGGCUAUUGAAGAGAUAGAUAUUCUUUUCAAGACCGACAAAAAAAUUACAGUUCCUUUGCCUAAAUUUUUUGUGAAUGUGUUUGCUGACCAACUAGUAAGAUUUUCUUCAAGUCAAUACUUUCAAGUUGAAAAUCUUAAAUUAAUGGUAAAAGAAAAAAAUAUUAGAUCAACUUUAUUUGAUACACUACUUGAAAUAUCAAAGGAUUUUGCAACCAAAUCAAUCAAAACUAAAGCUGCUCAAUUAGAAUCAACAAGUAAUUCUGAAGCUGCAAAAUUGGGUACAAUAGUUAAAUGGGAUGAUUCAAAUCAUCUACUUGUUCCAAAUAAUGUAAAGAUGUUGCUGAAGAGUCAAUCAGUUGGACAAAAAAAGGAUGAGCUUGAUGAUUAUAAUCAAUUGGAACCAAAAGUUCUUCUAGACAUAUUAGAAGGUCUUGCAAGAAGAACCUUACCUGAUAUUAAACAUCCUAAUUAUGCACUCUCCACUGACAAUUUAAUCAAAAUGGCACUUAUACUAUUAAGAGCUCAUGCAAAUAUUCCAGUAAUUGUUUGUGGUGAAGCUGGUUGUGGAAAGGUAAAUUCUUGCUGA
Molecule: messenger RNA, 5763 nt
Organism: Entrophospora sp. SA101
Lineage: Eukaryota; Fungi; Glomeromycota; Glomeromycetes; Entrophosporales; Entrophosporaceae
Source: the annotation of a GenBank genome assembly